Messenger RNA from Chlorella variabilis, 1035 nucleotides. RefSeq lists its product as hypothetical. Bases 1 to 1035 code for a protein of 344 amino acids. Lineage: Eukaryota; Viridiplantae; Chlorophyta; Trebouxiophyceae; Chlorellales; Chlorellaceae. The transcript has 3 exons. The record is from RefSeq and is a predicted model, not a curated record.
AUGCUGCACCCGACCAGCAGCAGCACGUUGAGCGAUUGGAGCACGAGCUGGAGCAAUGGGCAUUUCAAGCGAAAGGCAGUUCGUACCUCCGCCCAGCCGGGCUUUCAAGAGGCGUUUGCCACGCUGUUCGCGCUGGAGAUGCAAGACCUGCUCGGCAUCAAGGAGGAUGGGCCGCUGCCCCCCAAGGGCACCAGGCAUGAUUUGGGGGAUGUGGUGCGGGGCCUCAAGGAGGGUGAUGGCGCCCAGGACUACAGCAUCAGUGCCUUGAAGCUGUUCAACCAUUACCUGCACAGUCUCCAUAGCAAGAUCAGCUACUGGAACCAGAGCGACGCCAUCUACGCUUCAGGCGCCGUUUUCACCCUGGCCGCCAGCCCCUGGCUGGACUACAUCAUCAUAGACUCCAACUUCAUGACCACCGCCAUGCUGCCCACGCGCGACGUGCGGGUAGUGCAGCUGCUGCUCAGCGCCAUGAAGCCCUAUGGCAAGCAAGUCUUUUUUGAGGGGGCCUUUGAGAGGAUCAGCGACCCUGAGAUUCACCGUCGGGCAGUGAUGCUGACUGCGACGUCCGGCGCGCACGGCAUUGGCUUCACCAACUGGCUGGACCGUGUCGGGCCCACCUUCUUCAACGAUACCCUGCAGGGACUGCCGCUCCCGCACAGCGACGCUCCGCCGGUGGCCGUCCUCACGCCAUACCGCUCUUACCUGGCGUACAAGGGCACACCCAAGGAUGCCAACGGCGUGCUCUUUCCCACAGACCCGCAGCAGGACCGGCUGUUUGCGUGCCUGGAUGAGGUGGAGAAGGAGCUGCCGUCCCUUGAUGGCCUGCAGAUAUUUGGCGUGCCCACCAUGCUGCUGCCGGUGCUCCAAACCUUUGAGCAGGUGUGGUAUGUGGAGCCCGACGUGCUGCUGUCGGGCGAUGCAAGCACCAUUGCCAGGAUCAAGGAGCGUGCUGGAGCGCUGGGUGUGCCGCUGCGCAGCUGCAUCAAGAAGAAGGCGCCAGCGAUUGUGCUGCCCGAGUGCUGCCCAAGCAUGUAA